AUGGAGCCCCGGGCAGCCGCGGCGGGGUCGCCCGAGCCUGCGGCGGCGUCCUCCUCCUUCCAGGCCCGGCUCUGGAAGAACCUGCAGCUGGGGGUGGGCAAGAGCAAGGGCAGCGGGGGCGGGCGCGCAGGGGCCCCAGAGCGCCGCACUGCGGACACCCCAUCGCCCUCCCCGCCACUCCCGGGGGGCAGGCGGGACGCACUGGCCGGCGUGGGUGGCGCGGGCAGCAGGUGGAGCGGCUUCAAGAAGCGCAAGCAAGUGCUGGACCGCGUCUUCUCCUCCUCCCAGCCCAACCUGUGCUGCUCCUCGCCGGAGCCUCUCGAGCCCGGCGGCGCCGGCAGAACCGAGCAGGGGUCCACCCUGCGCCGCCGGAUCCGUGAGCAUUUGCUCCCCGCGGGAAAGGGGCCGGCGACGACCGCGGGAGCAGAGGGAGGGACGCCUCCUGGCGGACGCUCCCCGGACUCGGCUCCCUCUUCGUCCUCCGCCUCAUCCUCCCUGUCCUCCUCGCCCCAGCCGCCCGUGAGGGGGGACCGCGCCCGAGAUGAGGGUGCACGGCGUCGGGGCCCCGAGGCGCACUUGUGCCAUCAAAAGAGUUCAUCCCUGCCGGGCACUGCCUGCCUGGAGCAGCUGCUGGACCCGCCGCCGCCUCCCGCGGAGCCACCUCAGAGCCCGGUGCAGCCGCGGACCCCGGAGAAGGGCGAGGAGCUCGGCAGCAGCCAGAAAAUAAAUACUGCUGGAACCAGUAAUGCAGAUGUCCCCUUGGCUGAUCCCGGAAUGUACCAAUUGGACAUUACAUUAAGAAGGGGUCAAAGUUUAGCUGCCCGAGAUCGAGGAGGGACAAGUGAUCCAUACGUGAAGUUUAAAAUUGGAGGAAAAGAAGUUUUUAGAAGUAAAAUAAUACACAAGAACCUCAAUCCUGUGUGGGAGGAGAAAGCUUGCAUUCUUGUUGAACAUCUGAAGGAACCCUUGUAUAUCAAGGUAUUUGACUAUGAUUUUGGACUACAAGAUGACUUUAUGGGCUCGGCGUUUCUGGAUCUCACACAAUUGGAGUUAAACAGGCCCACAGAUGUGACCCUAACAUUGAAAGAUCCCCAUUAUCCUGACCAUUACCUUGGAGUCAUUUUGCUCUCCAUCAUCCUUACCCCUAAAGAAGGAGAACACAGGGAUGUGACAAUGCUAAUGAGGAAGAGCUGGAAAAGAUCAAGUAAGUUUCAGACCCAAAGUUUACGUCUAUCAGACGUACACAGAAAAUCACAGCUUUGGAGAGGAAUAGUCAGCAUCACUUUGAUUGAGGGACGAGACCUCAAGGCAAUGGAUUCAAAUGGGUUGAGUGACCCCUAUGUGAAGUUCCGGCUUGGGCAUCAGAAGUAUAAGAGCAAGAUUAUGCCAAAAACCUUGAAUCCUCAGUGGAGGGAACAAUUUGAUUUUCAUCUCUAUGAAGAGAAAGGUGGGAUUAUUGAUAUCACUGCCUGGGACAAAGACGCUGGGAAAAGGGAUGAUUUUAUUGGCAGGUGCCAGGUGGACCUGUCGGCCCUCAGUAGGGAACAGACACACAAGUUGGAGUUGCAGCUGGAAGAGGGUGAGGGUCACCUGGUACUGCUGGUCACCCUGACAGCUUCGGCCACAGUCAGCAUCUCUGACCUCUCCGUCAGUUCCCUGGAGGACCAGAAAGAACGGGAGGAAAUCUUAAGGAGAUAUAGUCCACUGCGGAUAUUUCACAACCUGAAAGAUGUGGGAUUUCUCCAGGUGAAAGUAAUCAGAGCAGAAGGGUUGAUGGUCGCUGAUGUCACAGGUAAAAGUGACCCAUUUUGUGUAGUUGAACUGAACAAUGAUAGGCUGCUGACACAUACCGUCUACAAAAAUCUUAAUCCCGAGUGGAACAAAAUCUUCACAUUCAACAUUAAAGAUAUCCAUUCAGUUCUUGAGGUGACAGUUUAUGAUGAAGAUCGGGAUCGAAGUGCUGACUUUCUGGGCAAAGUUGCUAUACCAUUGCUGUCUAUUCAAAAUGGUGAACAGAAAGCCUACGUCUUGAAAAACAAGCAGCUGACAGGGCCAACAAAGGGGGUCAUCUAUCUUGAAAUAGAUGUGAUUUUUAAUGCUGUGAAAGCCAGCUUACGAACAUUAAUACCCAAAGAACAGAAGUACAUUGAAGAGGAAAACAGACUCUCUAAACAGCUGCUACUAAGAAACUUUAUCAGAAUGAAGCGUUGUGUCAUGGUGCUCGUAAAUGCUGCAUACUACGUUAAUAGUUGCUUUGAUUGGGAUUCACCCCCAAGGAGCCUCGCUGCUUUUGUGCUCUUUCUCUUUGUUGUCUGGAACUUUGAGCUCUACAUGAUACCACUGGUUUUGUUGUUACUGUUGACAUGGAACUACUUCUUGAUAAUAUCAGGGAAAGAUAACAGGCAACGUGAUACAGUAGUGGAGGACAUGCUGGAGGACGAGGAAGAAGAAGAUGACAAAGAUGACAAGGACAGUGAAAAAAAGGGAUUUAUAAAUAAAAUCUAUGCCAUCCAGGAGGUUUGUAUCAGUGUCCAGAACAUCCUAGAUGAAGUGGCUUCCUUUGGCGAAAGGAUAAAGAAUACUUUCAACUGGACUGUCCCAUUCUUAAGCUGGCUGGCCAUUGUAGCCCUCUGUGUGUUCACAGUCAUCGUGUACUUCAUUCCACUGAGAUACAUUGUCCUUGUCUGGGGCAUCAAUAAAUUUACAAAAAAGCUUCGGAGUCCAUAUGCAAUUGAUAACAAUGAACUACUUGACUUCCUUUCCAGAGUCCCUUCAGAUGUACAAGUGGUGCAAUACCAAGAACUGAAACCAGAUACUUCUCAUAGCCCAUGUAAAAGGAAGAAAAACAAUCUUGGCUAGCCAGCUCCCAGCACUGAGGAGACCAGCAUCUGUUUGGGAAGAUAAAAGAAAAAGCCUUCAGCCUCAGCAGCAUUUCCUUUCUUCCUGCUUUUUAUUUAUUUUGCCUUUUUAUCAUGAUCGAGAGAAUUUGUAAAUAGCGUACAAAGGCAUAUGUCUUUGAAAAUAUACUUCCAUUGUACAGACUCAAUUUGCUAAAGGUUUAGCUGUUGCUGUGUGAAAGCCUUGUUGGCUGUGGAUAAUAACAUAACACACUGGAACAACAAAUAGAAGCAUGGUAACGUUGGGAGAUAUACACUUCUCUAAUUACAAGUGGAAGCACCAGAAUAUUACAUUAAAUGCUCAGCUGUACCCUGAUUAAAUCUACAUAAAACGUAAAUGUCAAUUUGAUUUUUAAAGUUUUUUUUUUAAUGUGACUAUUUUUUAUCUGAAAAGUAAUCCAUUACAGUUGUUUUCUAUGUUUUAUACAUGUCAAAAGAGAAGGGGGAAAUCCCAAAAUCUGAAUUAUGGAACAGAUGCAUUUCAAUUUAACUAAGAUUCUGACUUCAGAUCCUGACUUUCAUUCCUGUGCAAAUUACUGAGAUAUGACUCGGCUUAUUUUAAGCUAAUGAGUGGAAGGUACAUUCACUCUGUCAAGAUAAUCUUUCACACUCUACAAAGAAAACUUCCAAAGCUUCUAUCAUUCCAUCUAAAACCUUAAAAUCUCUACAGGAUUACACAUAAAUACUGCCAGGUUUAUAAAUGAUUGCCUAUCUGAAUUUUUAUACCUACCACUACUUUAAUUUGUACCAGGUUAGCAAGUUAGCAACCCAGUUCAGUUGUCAAAAAUACUAGCAACCUAAAUCCGUGUUGCUUUUGGUGUUUCUGUGCCUCUAAAAAUAUUUAAUACUCAAGUGUUAUCACACACACAAAAAGUAUCUGCUUUCUCAUAGAUUACUGAAAUGCUUUAAUGCAUAGUAUGAUUUUUGUUUGUUAGUGUGAAUUUUAAUGUAUAGAAUGCUAAUGUGCUAAGUGAUAUGCCAGUGUUUCAUUAUAUUCAUUUAUAGAAAAACUAAUCAAUCGUUCUUGAUAAUAUGAAUGCAUGAAACCUAUUUUGUAAAAAACAAAAAAAAAAUCAAAAAACAAAAACAACAAAAAACUGCUUAUUGGGAGGGGGGAGUUUGCCUUUAAAAAAAUGUUUCACUACUUACCAUAGAAUCUAUACUUAAAAAUUUCAUUCCCAAGACUUAUGGUAGUUUUGUACCUAGCUCCCUGAUAAAUCAAGGGAGUAUACCUCUGGAGAGAGAAAUAAUUUGGUGAGAAUGUUUUACUUCCCUGACUGGGUAGCGGAUUAAGCUUGGCUGAAAUGCUGUAGAAAAUGUUUUGCACUACUUUAUUAAUAGACUGGGAUAGAGUGAAGGGGGGGGGUGGGUUAUGAUGGAAAAACAGAAAAGCCAGAAGCCAGAAAUAUAUAUUUCACUCUAAAGGAAGAUUCUUUAAAAAUAAAUUUAAUCUCAUCAAAGCUAAUUUUUAAAGUAUUUUUAUUUUAAAGCGACGUUGUUAAAUACUAUUUCUUAUGAUAGAACUAUUUUGAUCUGUUUAUACACUAUGCUUGAAAGAGAAUGUCAAUUAAAUUCCCUUUCUACAGAAAGGCUUUGACCUCAAUAUGCUCUAUUUAGCUCACCGUGUUUAUAAUAACAUGCUCCUACCCGCAUACCAUCACUGUUUGUUGCUUAGACAUAAUACUCCAUGAAGCUGAUGUUCCCACAGAAAGUUUAUUGAUGGGAUAAUUUGUUUGAAAUACCUUUUGAUUAGACCUUGUGUGAGAUUUAUGUUCCGUGCUGACAGUGUCUACUCAAAUGUCUACAAGCCUGAUACUGUACAACUUCAGAUGUACCUGCGGCAUAGUAACCAUUAACAGAUGCCUAAUUUUUGUUUCAUUCUACCAACUUUCAGAUGUUAAAUUCAAUGGUAAUGUUGACUAUACAUUCACUGCAUUAAAUAAAAAAAUCUUUUUUAA
This is a messenger RNA of Mirounga angustirostris (Northern elephant seal), 4855 nucleotides long. It is a transcript of the gene MCTP1, whose product is annotated as multiple C2 and transmembrane domain containing 1. The transcript is spliced from 21 exons. The coding region runs from base 1 to 2859 and encodes 952 amino acids. Gene Ontology annotation, molecular function: calcium ion binding. Gene Ontology annotation, biological process: regulation of neurotransmitter secretion. Lineage: Eukaryota; Metazoa; Chordata; Mammalia; Carnivora; Phocidae. The record is from RefSeq and is a predicted model, not a curated record. Gene Ontology annotation, cellular component: synaptic vesicle membrane.